This is a messenger RNA of Fusarium redolens, 966 nucleotides long. RefSeq names its product BAR domain-containing family protein. Gene Ontology annotation, molecular function: protein binding. Bases 1 to 966 code for a protein of 321 amino acids. The record is from RefSeq and is a predicted model, not a curated record. Gene Ontology annotation, cellular component: cytoplasm. NCBI's taxonomy places the organism in Eukaryota, Fungi, Ascomycota, Sordariomycetes, Hypocreales, Nectriaceae. The transcript has 5 exons.
AUGGAUUUCGGAAACUUUGGAACCAACCUUGGCAAGAACCUGUCCAACCUUGGGGCCUCUAUCACCCCCUUUGCGUCGCGCACCUUCCAGUACACCAAGGAGCAGUUCGGUCAAACCGAGGACAAGACCCAACUCCCUCCUGACUACAUCGACCUCGAGAAGCGCGUCGAUGCCCUCAAGCAAGCCCACCAGAAGAUGCUUGCUGUGACCUCUCAGUAUUCCAACGAGGCCUACGACUACCCCCCUAACAUCAAGGAGACUUUCCAGGACCUUGGCCGCACCGUCAGCGAAAAGGUCAGCCUCCUCUCGUCUGCUACCUCUCCCGCCGAAGCUCAGGCUGCCCUCGUCGCUCCUCCCGCCGCCAAGCCUCAGCCUAAGACAUUCAGCCAUGCUGUCGCUCGCGCCAGUCUGGCAAGCAGCCAGCUUCUCCACCAGCACCACACCGGUGCCGGAGAGGACCCCCUCGCAACCGCCCUGGAGAAGUAUGCGCUUGCCAGCGAGCGUGUUGGUGAAGCUCGUCUUGCCCAGGAUGCCCAGAUCCAGAGCCGUUUCCUCGCCGGUUGGAACACUACCCUCAACACCAAUUUGACUUUCGCUACCCGCGCUCGCAAGAACGUUGAGAACUCUCGCCUCUCCCUGGAUGCAGUUAAGGCUCACGCCAAGGGUACCACUUUCAAGUUGGGUGGCCAUGCACAUGGCGACCAGCCCCAUGAGGAGCAAGAGUUGAGCCCUGAGGCCCAGGAGGAGAUUGAGAAGGCUGAGGACGAGUUUGUCACUCAGACCGAGGAGGCCGUUGGAGUCAUGAAGAAUGUUCUCGACACACCUGAGCCCCUGCGCAACCUUGCCGAACUUGUCUCCGCUCAGAUUGAGUACCACAAGAAGGCAUACGAAAUUCUCACCGAGCUCGCCCCCGUUAUCGAGGGCCUCCAGUCUGAGCAAGAAGUGCGUCGUGCCUCUGGUUUUUAA